Molecule: messenger RNA, 1475 nt
Organism: Carassius carassius (crucian carp)
Lineage: Eukaryota; Metazoa; Chordata; Actinopteri; Cypriniformes; Cyprinidae
Product: butyrophilin-like protein 1
Exons: 4
Coding region: 473-985 (170 amino acids)
Source: RefSeq, a predicted model, not a curated record
ACUUGUGUCUUGAGUGUUCAUGUGUUGUUGUCUGUAUCAUAGCUCUAAGCCAGACAUCACGUCAUGAUUCAGAUAAGAAAGAACAUGGGGUACCUGUAUGUGUGCACAUUAAUACAGUUCAUACAAUCAUUCACACUAUUGAAUUAAAGUCUUCAGCAAAGCACUGACUCAUUAAUAAAUUAAGCAUAAAUUAAUUGAUUAUUCAUCACUGUUCAUCCCACAAUGUUGUCAUUCUGUUACAUUGUUAAAAACUAGCAAUUUCUUACACUGUGUUUGUUUUCAUCUAAAUUAGAAUUACAUGGGCAACCCAGACAUUGUUAAGUUUUCUUAAAUCAUUUACACUUCAUCAGUUUUACUUGGGUUUUGUUUGUGUAAGUAAAAGUGAAAGUAGUAGUGCUUGAGUGCAUCUUUCUCUCUUUUCCUCACAGAUGAUUUUCAGCUUGUUAUUCCUCAAACAGAAGCACAGAUUUCUAUGGGGUCUGAAAUCAAUGUUCCUUGUCACUUGACUCCUGAAAUCUGUGCCAUUGGCAUGCAGAUCAAAUGGUUUAAGGAGACAGACUGUGUUUGCAUCUACAAGAACAGACAUGUGAUCGAGGGGAGGAGCUACAGAGACAGAGUGAGUCUGGACACUCACGUACUGGAGAGAGGAAAUGUGUCUUUACAUGUAAAUAUCUUCAGUGUCUCAGAUGUUGGUGAUUACUACUGUCAGGUCAUCAGUGGAGGCAGAACACAACAGAUUACAGUAGGAGUGAGCAUAAAACCUGAAGUCCAACCUGUGAGUCAGUCACCAAGAUUUCAAGGUCGAAGUAUUCAUCUAAAGCUGUUUGAGAUAGACAAAGUAUGGACUAAACAGGAGACAGACAUAAUGAAUAAAUCUGCUCUAAUGGCUGGUCACUACAACGGAACUGCAGCGCCCCCGCGUGGACACAGUGGUCUAAUGCAGCAUCUCACUUGUGAAGGUGGAACGUGCACGGAUAUCUCUUAAAAGCUAAAAUUUUCAAAUGCUAAACAUCUUUUGACAACAUUAUGUCAUUAUCAUUACCCAUUUAAAGAGUUGGAAUGAAUGUGUGUCACAUGAGGUACUUUGUUGAAACAGUUUAAAAAUGUGAAAAUAAAACAGAUUGCCUAUUAAAGUUGCUUUCUUGCAUCAGUAAUAUAUAAAUAUAAUGUGGCUAUAAAUGUCUUAAUGCAGGUAAACUGAUUCUUCUAUAUGCAGAGAAAUCUGUAUAAAGUAUCAGGAGUUAUUUUUAAGAAAAUCUCUCUCGAACUGAUAACUGUGUAAUAUGUAAUAUUGUUGAUAUUUAAAGUAUUGGGUUUAUAUAAGUAUUUUAAUGUACCAAUAGCAGAAAUUGUAAAUUGUAUAAACAUUCACACUAUAUUUCUUAGAAACACUUACACUGUGCAAACAUUAAUGUAUCAAAAAGAUAUCUGCAGCUGAUCCUAGAUCAGCUACAUUCACUCUUCUCUUCUCCUGA